Entelurus aequoreus (snake pipefish) is the source of this 676-nucleotide messenger RNA. RefSeq names its product calmodulin-alpha-like. The record is from RefSeq and is a predicted model, not a curated record. NCBI's taxonomy places the organism in Eukaryota, Metazoa, Chordata, Actinopteri, Syngnathiformes, Syngnathidae. Gene Ontology annotation, molecular function: calcium ion binding. The transcript has 5 exons. Bases 173 to 661 code for a protein of 162 amino acids.
GGAAGUGAAGUGAUGAAGGGCUCGGCGGAGGGAUACAUGGACAAUCCCCCCUUGUGGUAGCGGCAAUAUACACGGCGUCCCUCCGCCAGUGGAGCUCCAUCUAACGGACGAGCACAUUCCCGAUCCUCGGACUGCUGCCUCCACACACCGACAAGCACACAAUCCAUCAGACAUGGCCGACCAACUAACAGAAGAGCAGAUCGCAGAGUUCAAGGAGGCCUUCUCCUUGUUCGACAAGGACGGAGACGGCACCAUCACCACCAAAGAACUUGGCACCGUCAUGAGGUCGCUGGGACAGAACCCCACAGAGGCCGAGCUGCAGGACAUGAUCAACGAGGUGGACGCUGACGGAAAUGGAACCAUCGACUUCCCAGAGUUUUUGACCAUGAUGGCCAGGAAAAUGAAGGACACAGACAGCGAGGAGGAGAUCCGUGAGGCUUUCCGGGUAUUUGACAAGGAUGGGAAUGGCUACAUCAGCGCUGCAGAACUGCGUCACGUGAUGACGAACUUGGGAGAGAAGCUAACAGACGAGGAGGUGGACGAGAUGAUCAGAGAAGCAGACAUCGAUGGAGACGGGCAGGUCAACUAUGAAGGUGAAGACACCAGAGUUUGUUCGCGUGGUGAUCACAUUAUGAUGGGACUGUCUCCUGACUGGAACUAGCUUGGUCACCUGUGU